GGUGUGUACGGUCGUGCAUGUGACUAUCAGCGGGUGCUGCAGCCCGGUGAGAACGAGAGCCGCGACUGUCGUGUCAGCUGACGAGUCUUCCGCUGCGACUUUUGUAACUGCUGUACAGCACCUUCCAGUGUCGUUACUGGUGAACUGUUCAUUCUAGAUAUCGACAAAUUAAUGCCACAACAAUCGAAUCUGCUAAAUAGGGUGCACUGAAUUACACUUGCUGGCGUUACAUUUCGACACUUCUGACGCAAAGAACCAAAUUAAAGAAUAGAGUGCAAGUGCCCAGUGGAUAAAUGAAGUGGGUUAAAGUGGCAGUGAUACCUUCGUCCUGGCGGUUACUCAGUGACGUGAAGGCUGAGAGAUGAGGCAGUGUCGGCGGCCCAGUGGAGGCGGCGGCCCCGGCUAGCGGCGGCGGCACCAUGCGGCCGCGAGCUCCGCCCCCGCCGCCCCCAGCCACAGCCAUAGGCCUAGCCAUGCUGCUGCUGCUGCUGCUCGCCUCUCCGCCACCAGCCCGCGCUGUCGACGUCUCACAAUGCGUGGCGCCACUGGGGAUGGAGUCAGGGGCCAUCGCUGACGAGGACAUUAGCGCCAGUUCAUCCUUCGACAGCGGCAACGUGGGACCGCAGAAUGGAAGGGUCCGCACGGAGCGGCAGGGAGGCGCGUGGUGCCCCAAGCAGCAGGCGACGAUGGAGCCGAAGGAGUGGCUGGAGGUGGACCUGCGGCAGGUGCACCUCGUCACCGCCGCCGAGACGCAGGGCCGCUUCGGCAACGGCCAGGGACAGGAGUUCGCCGAGGCCUACAUGCUCGAGUACUGGCGGCCCAAGCUGGGCAAGUGGGUCCGCUACCGCGACUCCAAGGGCCGGGAGGUACUGAAAGGCAACAGCAACACGUACCUGGAGUCGAAGCAGCAGCUGGAGCCGGCCAUCUGGGCGAGCAGGGUGCGCUUCCUGCCCUACAGCUACCACCGCAGGACCGUCUGCAUGAGGGUAGAGCUCUACGGCUGCCGGUGGACAGACGGCGUGGUGAGCUACUCGAUGCCCCAGGGCGACAAGCGCGGUGCCGGCUGGGAGCUGUUCGACGCCACCUACGACGGCCACUGGGACGGCGAGCUGCGCAGGGGGAUGGGGCAGCUGACCGACGGCCGCGUCGCCGCCGACAGCUUCCGGCCCGGACACUACCCGGUGCUGGACAAAGGUCAGGGCUGGGUCGGCUGGAGGAACGACAGCCGUGGUGGACAGCCCGUCGAGAUUAAGUUCGAGUUCGAUAAGGUGCGCGAGUUCAACGCUGUCCACAUCUUCUGCAACAACCAGUUCACCAGAGACGUGCAGGUGUUUUCGGAGGCGAACGUGCUGUUUAGCGUGGGCGGCAAGCACUACGACGGGGAGCCCAUUACGUACACCUACAUCGAGGACUGCAUCUUCGAGAACUCGCGCAACAUCUCCAUCAAGCUGCACCACCGCGUCGGCCGCUUCGUCAAGCUGCGGCUGCACUUCGCCAACCGGUGGAUCAUGAUCAGCGAGGUCACCUUCGACUCAGUGGUCGCACAUGGGAACUUCUCGGAGGAAGUGGUCCCGGUACAGGACGCGCCUGCCCAGACCGACGUCUUCAUCGACCGCAAGAAGCAACACGUCGGCGGCCGGCCCGUGUCGACGGCGACGGAGGAGGAGCACACCUACCUGGCGGUCAUCAUCGGCGUGCUGAUGGCGCUGGUGCUGCUGCUGGCCGCCGCCAUCUCGCUCAUCGUGUCCCGCCACCGUCAGCGCAAGUGCUUCGCGUCGCCGCUGGCCGCCAAGGUGGCGCUGGCGCCCACGCUGGCCGGCGCCGCCCCCGCCACCGGCACCUCCAGCGCCGCCUCGGCCGCCGGCACCGCCAAGAGCGGCGCCUCGUUCUCCGCCAAGGAGGUGGGCGGCGCGGGGGCGGUGGCGGCGGCCGCCGGCUGCGGCCGCUCCUGGGAGGGCACGCUGGACCCGCUGCUCGUCGCCAGCGACUACCAGGAGCCCUACCACGCCCUCAAGUACGCGCCCUACUACAGCUACAGCAGCGUGCUCGUCGACGUGGGCGGCACCUUCGGGAAGCGCUUCCCGAUGCACGACGAGCCGGUGCACGACUACGCCGUGCCUGACACAGGGGUGCGGCCCCCCGCUGCGCCGUCGCCCUCCCCUGCGGUCAGUCUCAAGGACACAGCCAGCCUGCUCUCCAGGGACAACAAGACUGCGUCCAAGGGCAAGAAGUCGCCGUGCCGGCAGGAGGCGCUGUCGGCGCUGAGGCGGCGCCUGCAGCAGACGGUCGUCCCGGAGUUCCCCAGGCACCGGCUGCGCAUGCUCUCCAGGCUGGCCGAGGGCGCCUUCGGAACGGUGUACAUAGCGGAGGCGGACGGGGUGCCCGAGUACGGCAAGGCGACGACGCUGGGCAAGCGGCUGGUCGCGGUCAAGGUGCUGCCGGCGGGCGCCGCCGACCAGGACAAACAAGUGUUCCUGCGCGACGUGCACAUCCUGGCGGCGCUGGAGGACGCGAACCUGGCGCGCGUGCUGGGACUGUCCAGCAGCGAGGAGCCGCUGGCGGUGGUCAUGGAGUACCUGCAGCACGGCGACCUCACGCAGUUCCUCAGGGCGCACCAGAUGGCCGACGACGACGACCACCCGCUGGCCGCCAACUCGCUUAGCUUUAACUGUUUGCUGUAUAUGGCCUGCCAAAUAGCUUCUGGAAUGCGAUACCUCGAAACGCUGAACUUCGUUCACAGAGAUCUUGCCACAAGGAACUGCUUGGUCGGCGAGGGCUACCAGGUGAAGGUGUGCGACUUCGGGACGCACAACGAACUCUACGAGGCCGACUACUGCAAGGUGGACGGCGUGGAAGGGCUGCCUGUGCGGUGGAUGGCGUGGGAGUCGGUGCUCCAGGGCCAGUACACGACCAAGAGCGACGUGUGGUCGUUCGGCGUGACGCUGUGGGAGGUGCUGACCCUGGCGCGCCGGCGGCCCCUGGAGCCGCUGUCGGACGCGCAGGUGCUGGCCGAGCUGGCGCGCCUCGGCGACGACGACGGCGACGUGGACGGGUGCGCGCUGCCGCUGCCGCUGGCACCGCCCCCGCGCUGCUCCAGCGACGUGCUCGACCUGCUGGACGAGUGCCGCCGCCGGCACGCCGCCCACCGGCCCUCCUUCCGCGAGAUCCACCUCUUCCUCCAGCGCAAGACGCUCGGCUACGUGCCCCGGGCCGCCUCCUGAUCGCCUCGUCUCGCCUGCUAGUGCUGUGGACGCUGGUGCGCAGCUGUCAUUUUGUACGACCUACAUUCGGGUGCUUCUUCUGGAGAUCUGGACUCGCUGUGAUACGAGAUGCUGCCUAAAAGUUUGAGGAACUCCUGCUUCCCACUAUGGAGACACCUGAGCCAUCGAUUAGUCUCUUUUGAAUCGGUGAACAGAGCUGAAUGAUUAGUCCAGACCGACUUUACAGUGUAUCACAUGUUCUCAAAGUAUGCGGUGAUCUUUCAAAUUUCUUUGCUCUUGUUACCGGGCGACUUUGUAUCAGUUUUUCAGUCUUACUUUGGCCUUCUACUGAAGAGAAAUUUUCAUCAAAGAACCCCUGACUCCAUCAUUUGUACUGGUAACUGUUAUAGGGAACAUUUGACGGUGAUUCCUACACUUACACCUCUCCAUUAUGAAGAAGUAUGGACGAAAACUUUAAUACUAAUGGACUCACAAAGAGAUUUGGAAUCCCUUGAAUUAUGGGAAUUGCUUGCUCUGAAGAUAAUCCUCGUAACUUUUCGGUAGUAACUCACUCACUACAUGCACAUAUCUUUUUUUACUAGUGACUAAGAGUAAUCCCUUCUACUCGGUCACCACAUAGUGAUGUUAAGAUAUAUUCAAAAUGUAACACGUGUUUCAGGCCGUGGAAACGGGCGGAAAAUUAUCUCACGACCACUGUAAUCUGACUCCUCUCGUAAUUGUCACCAGAUAAUAAGUUGCAGCGUAAAUGCAUUGAGAAAUAUAGCAGCGGUACUUGGAAGAAGAUGACUUUUAUACAUAACCGUUCGAUGUUUUUCGGUAAUUUAUCCGAUGAUUUUAUUUCCCCUAACGGCAAUUGCUUUUAUAACUUGUUUGCUAAGACGAGACUGUACGAUCUUGGAACGCCGAAAUCCGAAGAGACUGGUUGUAGGAAGAGCUGUAAUGUUUGCAUUCACUCCUUCAUCUGGAGGAGUUUAUGUGGAAACCAAACUUAAAACCAGUAUACUUUACGGUAAUCCAUUCACCACUUUAGGACAAGAGAUGCAAAUGAGUCUUCUUGUCGCUUACAGUAGACUAUUCAGAAACUUCAGUCUUUUUCUCUGACCUGUGUUCCGUUCAUUUUAUCUCGAAAUUAACUGUGAAUUUUCCAUUGGUACCUACUUUUCCUGUCCGAACCAAAGCUUACAUUAAGUUCUACUUUUCGUCAUUAACUUAAGUAAACCAGUCUUUGAGUGUUAUGUUAAAUUAUCUAUUGAUCUUACUUUGACUCGUGAAUAUGAAAAUUAAAUUAUAACGCUUUAGGUUUCAAGAAUUUAAACAAUCAGUGAUGACAUUAACAAUUAUCUGUGAUAAAAUAAAACUAGUUAUCAGAUUGCACUUCUCUUAGGAAACUCAUGUAUGAGAAUGUCGCCUUUUAAAGAGCAGUAUUCUCUUCUUGUUGUUUUUAGUGUUGUUAGAGGACCAAUGUUAUCAGUUAUCGAUACGAUAUGCCGCUUAUGUACUUCAACACGCUCUGAAAACAAAUACUGUUCACUUUCAGGUUAACAUUUGAAAUGCUCCUGUUUAAACAUGUACCUCGGCAGUAGAAUUUCCUGUCUGUAGAGGAACUUCAAUUUGUUAGUAUUCCUUUCCAUCCUCCGACUACCUGCUGGCAACCAUAUCUGAAAUCGUUACUCUUUUCUUUCACUGAUCUGUCCUGGAAGACACGCAUCGCUAGAAGAUUAUUCUCCCAGGAUUCGUUGAUUUCGUUUCGUUCAAGAUUACCACGUUGAUUUCGUUUCGUUCAAGAUUACCUUCGAUUCUGUUUUCAUUCAAGGCAAACGAGUGCCAUUUUCAUCAUUUAACUCUCUAAUAUAUUCCCAGUCAUUAAUAUUUGAGCUGUAUUGCUGCUUUCUACUUAACACUUUGCAUUCGGACGCUUUCUUUAUUACACAGAAGUGAAUAUAUUAUUUUGUUCUUUAGGUUUUAGCAAUAAGUCUUCUUCGUAGCUUGAAGAGUGAAUUCGUAUUUGAAUAUAUUUAUGAUAAGUGCUUUUGAUUUGUAAAUUAUUUGUGAAUAGGAAAUAUAACAGUUUCAGACUGGCCUAAAUAGUGAAUACGUGGUAAAUAAUUCACAAAUGGUUAUGAAAUUGAUAAUUUGUGAAUGUUAGGAAAAGGCAGUUUAUUUCGUCAAUUGCGUCAGUAAGUAUGUAAAUACAAAGGUCAUUCAAAUGAAAACCAGAAUACGUGGAACAAUAUCAAGAAUCUCUUCUCGUUUUAUGGGAAUAUUUUCUCGAACAAUUAUAACUAGUCACUUUAAGACUACGUCUCUUCUGUAGAAAUUUGGGGAAAACACAGUAUUGAGAUGUGCGCCACAUCAUUUUCCUCUACCUAUGAUUAAUUUUGAUGCCCUCUGUCGUUGUCUCUUAUUUAUCACUUAAAUCUGAUACCUGAUUCACAUCACGCAUAAAGGAUAUAGGCCGGCCGCGGAGGUCACGCGGUUGUAGGUGCGCAGUCCGGAGCCUUGCGACUGCUUGGGUCGCAGGUUCGAAUCCUGCCUCGGGCAUGGGUGUGUGUGAUGUCCUUAGGUUAGUUAGGUUUAAGUAGUUCUAAGUUCUAGGGGACUGAUGACCACAGCAGUUGAGUCCCAUAGCGCUCAGAGCCAUUUGAAAGAAUAUAGGAAAUAAAGUCUUCAUCCAAGCGCGACGCUGUCUGGGAAUAAAGCCUUCCAGCUUCCUUGUAACAGGAACAUUAAGAUACUAAUUCAUAUUUAUCAUUGUACUAUGCCUAGUGACAUCAAAGAGCAGUAUUUUUGUUGCUUCCACUAAGAUCCACUGGAGUGUCAUGGAAGAUUUGUUUUGUUUAAGACUGGUGGGGGAAAAUCACUUUCUUAAAAUGAUUGUGAUAUUAGAUCCGGAAGAAGGCCGCUGCAACCGUGGCCGAAACGUUGGUUUUUCUCCAGCAGCAGUAGUUUUAUACGUUAUGACGCGGUACCAUAUUCAAAAAACUUUUAUGUCGAUUGUGACACAGUUAUCUGUGCGCAUCGUGUGGAAGACUAUUCUAAAGUUUCAUCCAGAUGCCGUCUUAAAAUCAUACAAAUAAUCACACAGACAUCAAACGAGGAUAUUUCUUUAUUUGCAUUAACAUUUCCUAAAGAUUACGGUGUAAAGGUACAAGAUGAUGAAAGGAAAUGAGAGCAACAGUGUGAAUAGGCGAAUGAAAGGUGAGAGAGACGUACAGGGAGAGCUGGAGACUGACAAAUAUACCGACUCGGAAAUGGAUAGAGGACAUGAUGAACCAUUGUAGGAGGAACAAAGAGUUAUAGAAGGUGAGGGAGAGAGAGAACUGGUGGGGCGUGAUAGGUGUUUGGAUAGCCUGGAGGAUGUUAGAUACAAGUAGAGCAAAUCAAACAUGUUACAGAAUGUAAGGAUGUUGAUGUAUCGUGGAUAGGACAAUAAAGGAGAACAGAAGUAAUUUCCAGACGAUUUAUGACGCUUAUUGAUUACUCGCUCCGAGGGAAAACAACAAUUCUGCUUUCUAGUUCCUGCAACAAACUUUUUCGAAUCGUGAUAAAACAUGGGCCCGUAGGAGAAGGCUUUCACGCAACCGAAGUAUCACGGAAAAAGGAAACGCUGUAACAAAGCGAGAGCUACCUUAGUUUAGUAACAUUGGCAAGUUAUACGCCUCUCGACAGGUAGUGGACAACUUAACCGUAAUAUCUAAUAAGUGCAAAUAUCGCCUCAGACAGCAUUGAGUGAAUGCUCCAUUCCGUUUUAAUAUUCUGUAAGUUUGCUUGCUUCACUAAAAUUUUGUCGCAACUUUGAGCCUAUUUUUGUGCACUGUAGACAUAAUUUUUGUUAACUUCGGGUAUGGCUUACUACGAAACUCAUCUACCGAUUUCGGAGGGCUAUCAAGUUUUUUGCCGCGCAGAUGUCUGGUUUUUCGUUUCAGUGGCUUUUGUAUUUUGUUACUGACGCCUUUCUGUAAAUAUUGCUUGUUUGAAUUAUUAGGCCAAAGAGUAUUCUAGUUAUGAAACGACAAACCUGUCGUUACUUGUAAUUUUCAGACGCAAUAACUAAACAUAAAACUACACGUUAUACAGAUAUAGUCCUCAGAGCGAUGUAAUCAGUGGCAAUAUGAGCUGAUAAAUGUUUAAACUUUCACGGUAAAUGUAGGGUUGUAAUGAAGUAUUUAUUGAUAAUGCAUUGUAGAAAAUUGUACUGGUUGUAUGAAGAAGUUUAUUUUGUAAUAUAUUGUAAAUAUCUAGUAGAGAUGAGUGUAAAUAUGAAGAAUAAUAUUUGUAACAUCUGUCACUACUUCUGCCGUCACUAUUACUCACAAAAGUAUGAGAAAUUAACACUUCCCAAGAUGUAACCAUUAAACCAUGGUACCAGUGUUGCAAACUGGCUCUCCUGUGGCCUCAGAAACGAUUGUCAUUCUUUGUUAGAUCAUAGUCUACUGUCAAGUAUUCUUUCAUGAAUUAUUUUCUCCUGGUCCCUUUCACGUGGAUCACUAUAUUUUCUACAGUUAUGGAUACAAACAUUGCUAAAGGUGGAAAAAUUACCGUUUCCUUUGGAAAGUAUUAACCCUAUAUUUUCUUGUUACCUCGUGCCACUAUUUUAUAUUUUCCAUAUUCAUGUGUUGCCGAAGUAUGAUUCCUACCAUAAAAAAUGUUGACAUUAUUUGUAAACAGACAGUAGCCGUAAUAACAAGAUAUGUAUGCACUACUUUGUACCUACGGCCCCCACCCCAUCCGUUUCUGCGCAUUUUGCUUAUACAUGUAGUCGUCCAACAGACACCUCCCUUAUUCUGUUGGAUAGAGUCUUGGAUCACUCCUCAGUUUCCCAUCCCUCGUUUCAACCUAUUCUGCUGCUUAUGUUUUUUUUUUUUUUUUUCAUUCGAGACCACACUGUAUUGGAUCAAAACAGAAUUUGUUCUUUUUAGUUACUGAAAUGUUGCGUUCAUUUCAAUUACAUUUACCGGGUAAACCAGUUACUUGAUAUGAGCAUUUUCUGCUUGAGACAGCUUUUAAAUUUACGUACGUAUCGCAUCGUUGCGUGCAGUCAACGUCACUGACUUGAAAUAACUUUACAGUGACAGCCCUCUUCCAAUCUCUUAAACUCACUUCUUUAUGUUCUGACAACUCUCCAUUACCAUGUAUUCAAGUCUAAUGUUUCAAAUGUUUCCCCAAGCAUGGGUGGCAGUAAUAAAUUUACAAGGAGGAUAGUGAGAAAGAACUAAUAUUUCCGGAAUUUUCUUUUCAAAAUUUCACAGGAAACAAAAGUUGAAUAUGUUUGUAAAGCUCAUCUUUGUUUUUCAUUUCCGCGAGCAUCGUCUGCAAACAGUAAAUCUGAGGUGCUGUUACGUAGCAAAUCAAAGUGUUGUGCAAUGUUGGUAGUGGAGAAUCAUUAUAAAUUUGUAGCAAUUUCUUCAUAUAUGCACAGUGAAUAGUAUUUUUAAUAGCGAGCCUGAAAAAUGGAACUCAUAAAAUACGUAUCUAUUAUAUAGAUAAACAACGAUGUUAAAGGUUUUAGAGUGAAUAAUAUUAAUUACAUGGAAAUACGAAAUGUUACUUUUGCAGCUGUAUCAUAGUGAAAAGUGAGACUUUUCACGAUAUUUCAAUUAUAUUACGUGUUGUAUCUAAUGCUGCGUUACCUUUCAGAACUGUGGAAACCUGCAUCAUGUUAAUAAUGUGGCACUCAGCUGCUUGUUGAAUUGGUAACAUUGUAUGCCACAUGUUUAACGUUUGGUUUCUACCUAAAAGGACGCGAAAUCUCUGAAAGACUUCCUAGUAACCAAGAGACUGUCAGAAAGUGUUGAGACAUUGCAUGCAGGUAACGGUUUAUCGUACAACACUAAAUAAACUUAUUUCUUGUCUGGUUAAAAUAUAAGCACAAAUUAUGUUGAGUGAAUAGAUACGCUGUCAUAAAAAGAUAAACUGUUUUGUUAUUACACUGUUCACAAACAAUAGGAAAAUAAAGUCAUAAAUGAGUUAAA
Schistocerca gregaria is the source of this 9193-nucleotide messenger RNA. Its product is annotated as discoidin domain-containing receptor tyrosine kinase B-like. Gene Ontology annotation, cellular component: signaling receptor complex. NCBI's taxonomy places the organism in Eukaryota, Metazoa, Arthropoda, Insecta, Orthoptera, Acrididae. Bases 420 to 3221 code for a protein of 933 amino acids. Gene Ontology annotation, molecular function: collagen binding; ATP binding; protein tyrosine kinase collagen receptor activity. The transcript has 17 exons. Gene Ontology annotation, biological process: positive regulation of kinase activity; multicellular organism development; cell surface receptor protein tyrosine kinase signaling pathway. The record is from RefSeq and is a predicted model, not a curated record.